AGCCAGGGAGACCCAAUCAAACGCGCAGCGCAUCGAUUCGCCAAGCGCUCGUUGGCAAAGCGAGGAGGGGUUUCCCACCCCCGUCCUUUUUUUUUCUUCUCUCUCUCUCUCCCUUCAGCUCUCCUCGCCGCCAAUGAACUUGGACGAGGAAGAGGGGAGGGAGGGGGGAGCGACCAGCUACCGCUUCUCGAUUUGGUUUUUGUUUGUUUGUUUGUUUUAAAAAAGGAAAAAAAAAGUACGUUUGGCUGAAAGGGGUAGGAAAGCUCAAACUUAGCGCACGUUCUUCUUUGGCCAUGGACUACAUUUAGCCCUUCUUGGUCUUCUCUUGAUUUCUUUCUUUCUUUCUUUCCUCCCCCCCCCCUCCUCUCCUCUUCUCCUCUUCCCUUCUCCCCGCUGUUUUAAAGAUUUCCUGGGGGGAAGAAGAUGAUAGGCACGGAAACGUGAAACUUAGGAUCCCGAAGCUUGGCUGCAAAAAAAAAAAAAAAAAAAAAAUCCGAUUCCGAGCCGGAAAUCUUGGCUGGGCAGCGGCGACCGGUUGAAAAAUCUCCCACCAGCUUUAAGGCACGCACUGCCCUGCCUGUUGCCGGAGCCGGCGCCGCCGCCGCCGCCGGAGGGGACCAGCCGCCGGCAGCCGGGAAGCGGAGCCUCCGCCGCGGCCACGACGCCUCGGGCUCCUGGAGCGCGCCAGCCGAGCGCCGCGAGGGCGAAGGAGACACGCGCGCCCGGGGAGCCGCGCCAAGCGGAUGCCGUGAGGGCUCCCGAGAGCCGGAGGAGGCCCGAGAGGCGCGGGAGCUGCCUGCCCAGCCCUCCCGCUCGUCGGGGGGCUUCUCCGCCUCCUCCUGGCCGCGGGGCGACCUGUCAAACUCGGCCGUCCCGCCCGCAGCCGCCGCCGCCGCUUGCAGCAGCCCCCGCCGCCUCGCCGCCGCCGCCGCCGCGAUCGGGGCAGUCCUUGCGCCCUGCUUUCGCGCCUUGCCUCCGCCUCCGUCUCCUCCUCUUCCACCCCAGCGUGCAUGCCCGGCGGCGGCGGCGGCGGUAGCAGCAGCAGCAGCAGCAGCAGCAGCAGCAGCAGCAGCAGAGCAACAACAACAACAACAACAACAACACAAAAGCAACAGCCGCAGCAGCAGCAGCAGCAAGAGCCCCGUCAGCCUCGCAGCCCAGCCUGGAGUGGCUCCAGCGGGCUGGGGAGGGGAGGGGGCGCCCUGAAGCCCGUCGCCUUGCCAGCCCUGCCAGCCCGGAGACGCCGCCAGCCCCCCCGUCUCCUCCAGGCGCUGCCGGCGGACGCGGCCAGGCAAGAUGCCCAGGAGGAAACAGCAAGCGCCCCGGCGCGCAGCAGCUUAUGUUUCGGAUGAGUUGAAAGCGGCCGCCAUGGUGGACGAUGACUUGGAACCAGAGGAGACCACGUUUGAUGGAGAACCUUCUGCAAAAUACGCCUGUCCAGAAAAGGACUUCAGCAAGAAUUGCCAGAGCUAUCAGAACUCUCCAGUGGCCGAAUUUUCCAGCCAUGAAAUGGACAGCGAGUCUCAUAUCAGCGAGACGAGUGACCGAAUGGCCGAUUUUGAGAGUGGCUCCAUCAAAAAUGAAGAGGAGAGCAAAGAGGUUUCCAUACCGCUGGAAGAAUCUGUGGUGUCAGACAGUUUGGAGCAGAUGAAGGCCGUCUACAAUAACUUCCUCUCCAAUUCCUACUGGUCCAGCCUGAAUUUGAAUCUCCACCAGCCAGCCGUCGAAAAAAACAAUGGCAGCAGUAGCAGCAGCAGUAGCAGCAGCAGCAGUUGUGGCAGUGGCAGCUUCGAUUGGCAUCAAACCGCCAUGGUCAAAACCUUACAAGUGUCCCAGAACCGAAUUCUUCCUGAGCCCAGUCUUUUUAGCACAGUUCAAUUGUACAGGCAGAGCAGUAAGCUUUACGGCUCCAUCUUUACUGGAGCCAGUAAAUUCCGCUGUAAAGACUGUAGCGCAGCCUAUGAUACUUUGGUGGAAUUAACAGUGCACAUGAAUGAAACGGGACAUUAUCGAGACGACAACCACGAAACAGAUAACAACAACCCCAAAAGAUGGUCUAAGCCUCGUAAACGCUCCUUGCUUGAAAUGGAAGGGAAAGAAGAUGCCCAGAAAGUAUUAAAGUGCAUGUACUGUGGCCACUCCUUUGAAUCGCUUCAAGACUUGAGUGUGCAUAUGAUAAAAACAAAACAUUACCAAAAAGUGCCUCUGAAGGAACCCGUAACCCCUGUUGCAGCAAAAAUCAUCCCCGCCACUCGAAAAAAAACCUCGCUGGAAUUAGAACUGCCAAGUUCUCCAGACUCUACUGGGGGGACCCCCAAAGGGACUCUUUCCGAUGUCAACGACCCACUUCAAAAGAAUUCCAAUCCUUACAUUACACCCAACAACCGCUAUGGACACCAGAACGGUGCCAGCUACGCCUGGCAUUUUGAAGCGAGGAAAUCUCAAAUUCUCAAGUGCAUGGAGUGUGGCAGUUCCCACGAUACCUUGCAGGAACUCACGGCCCACAUGAUGGUGACAGGACACUUCAUUAAAGUCACCAACUCGGCCAUGAAGAAAGGGAAAACCAUUAUAGAGUCUCCUGUCACGCCAACCAUCACAACGUUGCUCGACGAGAAAGUACAGUCUGUGCCUCUUGCAGCCACAACCUUCACCUCUCCUUCCAACAUGCCGUCCAGUGUCUCCCCAAAAUUAAACAUGGAAAUCAAGAAAGAAAUUGAGAAGGACAGAACAGCUGCUGAAGAUAAGGUGAAAGACAAAGAAAAAUUAAGCGAAGAUGAGGAAAAAUAUGAUAUCUCCUCCAAAUAUCAUUACCUGACAGAAAAUGACUUGGAAGAAAGCCCCAAAGGGGGACUAGAUAUUUUAAAGUCAUUAGAAAAUACAGUCACUUCAGCUAUUAACAAAGCCCAGAAUGGCACACCAAGCUGGGGUGGAUAUCCCAGUAUUCAUGCUGCUUAUCAGCUGCCCAACAUGAUGAAAUUAUCCCUAGGAUCAUCAGGCAAGAACACUCCUUUGAAGCCCAUGUUUGCACAUGCUGAAUUGGUGUCUCCUACUAAAAGUCAGCCCCUGAUUUCACCUCCAAAUAGCCAAACCUCCCCUGUGUCCAAAACAAAUUUUCAUGCCAUGGAAGAGUUGGUGAAGAAGGUCACUGAGAAGGUGGCCAAAGUGGAGGAAAAACUGAAGGAACCUGAAGUGGGAAAACUUUCACCCUUGAAGAGAGCCACCCCUUCGCCCUGUAGCAGUGAGGUCAGUGAACCCCUCAAGAUGGACACUUCCAGUGACAUGGGGUUCAAAAGCCACCAGAAUAGCCCAGUUCCUCAGAGGGAGAGCUGCAGAGACAGCCCAACUGGAGAACCGAUGGAAAACGGCAAAGAGAUUGUCAAGAAAAUCGCAAAUACUUUGACCAGCAGUACAGCUAUUAUUACUGACCAUCCUCCGGAGCAACCCUUUGUGAAUCCAUUAAGUGCAUUACAGUCUGUCAUGAACAUUCAUCUUGGGAAGGCAGCGAAACCUUCUCUUCCUGCCCUAGACCCCAUGAGCAUGCUUUUCAAAAUGAGCAACAGCUUAGCAGAAAAGGCAGCUGUAGCAACACCGCCCUUGCAGCCCAAAAAACCAGAUCACUUAGACCGUUAUUUUUAUCAUGUCAAUAAUGACCAGCCCAUAGAUUUGACGAAAGGGAAGAGUGACAAAAGCUGCUCUUUGGGUUCAGCGCUUUUGUCAACCACAUCAGCGUCUUCAGCAUCUUCUUCAUCUACAGUGACAACAGCAAAGACAUCUGCGGUUGUGUCAUUUAUGUCAAACUCGCCGCUCCGCGAGAAUGCCUUGUCAGAUAUCUCGGAUAUGCUCAAGAACCUGACAGAAAGUCACACAUCAAAAUCUUCCACGCCUUCCAGCCUCUCCGAGAAAUCUGACAUUGAUGGCACGACAAUUGAGGAACCGGAAGAAACCACCCCGGCUCAGAAAAGGAAGGGACGCCAGUCAAACUGGAAUCCUCAGCAUUUACUCAUCCUGCAAGCCCAAUUUGCUGCUAGUUUGCAGCAGACGUCGGAAGGGAAAUACAUUAUGUCGGACUUGAGCCCUCAAGAGAGAAUGCAUAUUUCCAGGUUUACGGGACUCUCAAUGACCACCAUUAGCCACUGGUUGGCCAAUGUGAAAUACCAACUCCGAAGGACAGGGGGGACAAAAUUCCUUAAAAAUUUAGACACCGGGCAUCCGGUGUUCUUUUGUAACGACUGUGCUUCUCAAAUCAGAACUCCUUCAACGUACAUCAGUCACCUGGAGUCACAUCUAGGUUUCAGAUUACGAGACUUGUCCAAACUCUCGAGUGAGCAGAUUAACAAUCAGAUAGCACAUACCAAGUCAUCUUCUGAAAAACUGUUGGCACCUUCACCAGAGGAAGAGCUGGGAACUUCCUACCAAUGUAAACUUUGCAACAGGACUUUUGCAAGCAAGCAUGCUGUUAAGCUUCAUCUCAGUAAAACACAUGGGAAAUCUCCCGAGGACCAUCUUCUUUAUGUCUGUGAAUUGGAAAAACAGUAGCAUUAACUCCCCCCCUUUCUUUUUAACAGACAUGCUACCCGAACAACUGUACUUGGCUUUGAGGAAAACUGUCAGAUAUGCUGUUGAGUUUAUCCUUUGCCCCUUUCCCACUCCUGUUCUUGGCACAUAAUUGUUAUUUUAACUCUGGGGUGUCACUAGCCUGGACGACUGUCUUUUUUUAUAUAUAACUGUAUAGUGUUUAAUAGAGGUACAUAAUCAGCUAUUGUUACUGGUAAAAAUAUGAAGGUUAAAAACUCAGUGGUAAGUGUUUGGAACUUUGUGUAAAUUGGGGUUUUUAGUUGCUGUGCAUCACUGUGAUGCCUCAAGCUGCAUGCAUUGACAAGACCGUUUACUUAAGCAUUUAUUAACUAAAAUCAUGGUACACUCUUUAAAUGGCAAAUGAAGUGUGCCGGCUGUUUCUCACCUGUAAA
Crotalus tigris (Tiger rattlesnake) is the source of this 4967-nucleotide messenger RNA. It is a transcript of the gene TSHZ3, whose product is annotated as teashirt zinc finger homeobox 3. The record is from RefSeq and is a predicted model, not a curated record. Gene Ontology annotation, biological process: regulation of transcription by RNA polymerase II. The transcript has 3 exons. Gene Ontology annotation, cellular component: nucleus. NCBI's taxonomy places the organism in Eukaryota, Metazoa, Chordata, Lepidosauria, Squamata, Viperidae. Bases 1297 to 4536 code for a protein of 1079 amino acids. Gene Ontology annotation, molecular function: DNA binding; DNA-binding transcription factor activity, RNA polymerase II-specific.